Messenger RNA from Lycium barbarum (goji berry), 1780 nucleotides. Its product is annotated as F-box/LRR-repeat protein At3g03360-like. Gene Ontology annotation, molecular function: protein binding. The record is from RefSeq and is a predicted model, not a curated record. The transcript has 4 exons. NCBI's taxonomy places the organism in Eukaryota, Viridiplantae, Streptophyta, Magnoliopsida, Solanales, Solanaceae. Bases 222 to 1592 code for a protein of 456 amino acids.
UACUUUUCUUUUUAUUUAUCUUUAGCUCAUCAAUAAUAUAAUUUUAUUUUUAUAAAGAAGUAGUCCUAGUUUAUGUUUUGCUAAAUUUUAGCGGGGCACAUUUUGGCUGCAUAAGCUGCCCCAAUUUGGAGCUAUCGCCAUUGACGAAGCAUCAUCAGACUACACCGGAGCUCCAUCAACUUUUACCCAAUUGCAACUGAAGGUUGUAUUCCAGGAAAAUCAUGGUGGGAGUAGACCGACUCAGCGAUUUGCCCGAGCCAAUUCUAAUUCACAUCCUCUCUAUGUUGGGGGAAGGAAAAGAAGUUGUGAGAAGCGGCGUAUUGUCUACGCGAUGGAGGUUUCUUUGGAUGUCCGUUCCGGUAUCACUCUACUACCAUCUCCCUGUUGACCAAGGCGAAAAUGAAGUUCAUGAUUUCGUGACUUCCAUCAACAGGGAGCUUCAUUAUUGGAGGUCUUGCCAGAAAAUCCGAAGAUUCAGCGUCUUUUUCGAUAUUCGCGAGGAGAAAUUUGUUAGUGAUGUCGAUUUAUGGGUAUAUUUUGCAACUAAACUUGCUAAUGUUGAAGAUUUUACACUUGGACUUUUCUUUAUGAAUGACCAAAUAUAUGAGUUUCCUCAGUUUGCAUAUAAGAAUACGUCCUUGAGAAAUUUGUUUUUAUGGUUCUGCCAACUGAAUCCUUCCGGUAGUGUGAACUGGAGUAGUCUCGUUUCCCUUUCAAUUAUGUAUCCGAAGAAUACAACGGAGGGUGUCAUGGAAAAGGUAUUAGCUGGUUGUCCUAACUUGGAGUGCUUGAGAUUGCACUAUUUAAGGGGAAUUCAUCAUCUGGAAAUCAGCAAUGUGAAGUUGAGAGAAUUGAUAAUAAUGGACUAUAAAACUGAUGAAAGUGACAUUUGGCUUGAAAUAGUAGCCCCAUAUAUUCAGAAUUUGCAACUUAUGGGGUCGUGUAGUGAGAUACGCUUGAGAAAUGUGGCUUCACUUGUCUCUGCAGUGCUUAGCUUAGAUUUUGAUUUUGGAGAUGGGGACGAAUGGCAGAAGGAGUCUAGCUGUUUGAAGCAACUUCUUCACAGCGUUGCCCGUGUCGAGAAUCUAAAAUUAGGUCCCUGGUGCAUCGAGUGCCUGUCCAUACUGGAACUGAAAGGAUGGCAGCUUCCACCAUCAAGCAGGAAAUCCUUACAACUUAACAGAAGCUUCGAACAAUUGGACUUGCCUGGAAUUUGCAGAUUUCUACAGAGUUCAUCAAAUAUUGAGACAUUGGUGAUUGAUGGGUUCAGUCACGACACAAGAGACCUGCUAUCAAAGUACACAAAUGAGGAUGAACAAAGAAGGAGGUUUGAGACACAUAAUUAUAACUGCUCAUUGCUACAUUUGAAGACCAUCAAGUUCAUUAACUUUUUGGGACCACUAAGGAAAAAUAAGGCAGUACUGUCAUCAGUAAAAUAUUUGCUCAAGCAUGCAACCGUACUAGAAAAGUUCGUCAUUGCUGGCAGAUACAAAGGGGCUGCUGCGUCUCUGGAUUUUGUUAAAAUGGAACUGGAGUUCCCAAGAUUUCCGAGAUCCUCCCCACACGCUUCAUUUAUCUUUUCUUAUUGCUAAUCUUGGCCCCUAACGUUUGUAUUGAUUGCAACAUACUUAACAUCUGUUACUUUAUGUUUGAAACUUGUUAUUAGCUUAUAUAUAAGGUUAGGAUUGUACUUGCUAGCAUCCAAGGGGUUGUUAGUAGUUCUUCAUUUCUAAAGUUACAAUUUAUUUCUCUGAUCAUCAUCAAGGAGUAUUGCUCUAUA